This is a messenger RNA of Cyprinus carpio (common carp), 4095 nucleotides long. Its product is annotated as histone deacetylase 9b. The record is from RefSeq and is a predicted model, not a curated record. Gene Ontology annotation, molecular function: histone deacetylase activity. Gene Ontology annotation, biological process: chromatin organization. Lineage: Eukaryota; Metazoa; Chordata; Actinopteri; Cypriniformes; Cyprinidae. The transcript is spliced from 11 exons. Bases 562 to 2421 code for a protein of 619 amino acids. Gene Ontology annotation, cellular component: histone deacetylase complex.
UUCACAUGCAAAUCAGCCUCCUCCUUUCUGCAGCAUACAACUUGAUGGAAAACCAGAAAGAGAGAGACAGAAACAGGAGCUGAAUGCAACUCCGAGCCACCUUGGAGGACAAAAAAAAACCUGUUUGAGAGGGAGGGAGGACCGAAAACAGUGAAUCUGACACAUCGGGGAGAAAAUAACAAGCAGUUUUGUCGGGACAAGAGGAAGGCAGAGUGUAGAGUGUGUGAGAGACUCUCCUGCUGAUUUUUUAGAGCCACUUAGGUGUCGAAGCGAAGGAGAAGAAGCGAAGAGAUGAGCAGAGCAGAGGAGGAGUGAAGCUUUUUAGUGUUAGUGAGGGGGAGCUCUGUCACUCUUUGGGUGUCGCUUAAGAGGAGGAGGAGGAGGCAGGGGCGAAUGUUCCUGGUCUCUUGAGAGAGAGAGAGAGAGAGAGAGAGAGAGAGAGAGAGAGAGAGAAACACACACACAAACAGAGAGAGAGACAGAGAGAAGAGGAGGGGACAAGCUGACAGCAAUACAGGAAGAGCAGGGCUGGCAGACGAUGUGCUGCUAACUGAAGUACUAAUGCUCCAGACCAUUUACGAGGCCGACUCCUAUUUCUCCACAGACGGCAUCGGGAAACACCGGCUGCCUCUGACCCCUCACGACGCUGACAUGCACAACGUCAACAACUCAGUGGACAUUAAGCCAGAGGUUCCCAUGGCUCUUGAUUCGGGCUCCCCACUGGACCUACGUACAGACGUUAGGAUGCAGAGCUCUGCUUCAGAUCCCACUGUGUGGGAAAGACAACUUCAACAAGAGCUGCUCCUCAUUCAGAAACAGCAGCAGAUUCAGAAACAGUUACUCAUUAGUGAGUUCCAGAAGCAGCACGAGAACCUGGUUCGCCAGCAUCAGGCCCAGAUACAGGAGCAUUUGAAGUUGCAGCAGGAGCUACUUGCUAUGAAGCAACAACAGGAGCAGCUGGAGAAAGAGAGGAAACUAGAGCUCCAGAGUCAGGAGAGAGAACUGGAGAGACAUCGCCGUGAACAACAAGUCCUGGUCCUCCGCAACAGAGAGAAGAGCAGGGAGAGUCUGACAGGUGCAGUGGCCAGCACUGAGGUCAAGCAGAAACUCCAAGAGUUUCUGUUGAGUAAAUCCACCAAAGACGGUACAACCAGUGGGGUCCCCCAGAGCUCCAAACUGUGGUACACGGCCUCCCAUCACACCUCUUUGGAGCAAAGUUCACCUCCUUUGGGAGGAGCAUCCUCCUCCUGCAAGAUCUCCCUGCUCUCCCCACAAGACUCCCGGGAUGACUUUCCUCUGAGGAAGACAGUCUCAGAGCCCAAUCUGAAGGUGCGGUCCAGGUUAAAGCAGAAGGUUGCAGAGAGGAGAAGCAGCCCACUUCUUAGGAGGAAGGAAGGGAGCAUCAUGACACCUUUCAAAAAGAGAGCCCUGGAGCUUCUGGAAUCCACAGCCAGCAGCAGUGCACCAGGAUCAGGGCCCAGUUCACCCAACGGGGCCUGCAGUGCCUUGGGGGCUGAAAACGGACCCUCCUCUCUACCAGUCACCACACGAACUGAGAGGUGGCCGUCACAGCCGAGGUUAUUAAGGCCUGAAAACUCAGUGCCUAUGUUAAAUCUCUAUACAUCUCCAUCGCUGCCCAAUAUCUCUCUGGGUCUCUCUGCUGCCUCUUCUCCCAUCAGUGCUGCUUUAGGACUUCAGGAGAAGCAUGUCGAGGGUGGUGGUGUAUCAGCAGUCAUUCAAGGUUUGCCCACCCAACUUCUGGGUCCAGUGCCCCUGUCUGUUGCAAUGGAGACCAAAGUGAGCAGCAGCCACCAAGCUCUCCUGCAGCACCUCCUCCAGAAAGAGCAACUCCGCCAUCAAAAGAUCCUCUCUACUGGUCAAAGUCCUGUGCAUCCUCCUUCUCCACUGGCCAUGAUGGAAAGCUCUCCAAGCAGCACCCGACCCAAACUGCCUCGUCACCGGCCCUUAAACCGAACCCAAUCGGCUCCGCUGCCCCAGAGCACACUAGCUCAACUUGUGAUUCAGCAGCAACACCAGAACUUCCUGGAGAAGCAGAAACAGUACCAGCAACAGGUCCACAUCAACAAGAUGCUUUCGAAAUCAAUUGAGCAGCUCCGUCAGCCAAACAUCCACCUGCAGGAGUCAGAGGAGGAAGAAGGAGAGGAUUUUCAUGAGGAGACCAUGCAGGAGGACAGCUCGCCCUCUGGUGGCGUCAUCAGGAAGCACAGCCCCGACAGCCACCGCAGCAACACCUCCGCUUCACCCACCGGGCCACUGGACACUCACCGCGGAGUCAUCCGGGUGAAAGAGGAGCCCAAUGCCAGUGAUGAUGAGACAAUGGCUACUCAGAGCCUGGCCGACAAGCAGAGCUCCUACAUUCACCACGUUAAAGGCAGGAUGGUGAUCCAGGCCAUGAUAUGAAACGACAGAUACAUCUUCACACUCGCACACGAAGACACAGGUUAACAUACACGCGACACGCUUACACGACACAGAGCCAUUGCUUUGGAAGCUUCAGAACUGGUCUCAUUCGUGAACUUGUGAAGUGAUCUCUGCAUUGUACGUUGUAUGUUUUGUAUAUAAUUGAAUAAGAUGAUUUAGCCAACUUGGUCUUUUAAAUGCUAAGAAGCAGUUUUUGAUUGUUUGUUGAAAUAAAAAUUUAAGAAAUCCUUUCUACUUUCUACCCAGCCUUUGGGAAACAGCAACUCGAAGCUCUUGUAGGAUAUUUCUGUGAUUUCCCAUGGCACUAUGGAUUUCUUAUAGAUCUUUCUUUGCUUUUUAUGAAUGUUAUUAUAAGUUUGUAUGAUGAAAAAAAAAACUUGGUUUACUGAGAGAAACCCAAAUUGUAGGGAAACAGGUCAGUAACCAUGAAAAUCCACACAACAAUAGAAUAAAAGGAAUAUUCCUAGGUUUGACAUAAGUUAAAAUCAGUUAACAGCAUUUGUAGGAUAAUGUUGAUUAUCACAAAUAAUAAAAAAAAUAAAUAAAACAAUGGUUGAUUGGGCACCGAUAUUUUGAUAAUAUAAUUAAAAAAAAAAUUUAAUACAUUUUUCUAUUGAAAGUUGUCUAUUAUUUGAGCUGUAAAGUUCUAGUAAGCAAUUUUUCAUACUAAAAUCAUGUUAACAUCCAUAUUUUUUAAGUACUAUUAAAACGGUGAGUAUUUUAACGGAUUGGCCUCAUUCAUUUCUUGCACUGCUCUAGUAAUCAAUAUUAUGUUAAGUGCUGUUGAUUGAGCUCAACAUGUAUUGAAACCCAGAAUAUUCCUUUAACAGUUGGAGCAAGAUCUGGAAAGUUCUAGAAUGACAUUCUGUGUUCCCUGUUCUCCUGUGGCCCAAAUCGAAGGCUGCCCUGGAUCGUGAGCAGCUCUGCUCCUUGCUGAAUUUUGAGAGGGAGAGAGUUGUAGAGGAAAUGCCUGGUGGAAGCCAGGAAUCAGAAUGAUUCAUGAGCGCAGGAAUGCUGGGAGAGGACAACUCCACGCUGAAGUCAGAGAGCCCAGCAGUGAGCUCUGAUUUACUGUUGAGGCAAAUUACAAAGUGAGUGAGGAGACGGCGGGGGGAGCCCCCUUUUAAAACCAAUCAUUUCCUCUGUAUUCCCACGUGAUGUGUUUACCACGACAUGCAGGCUUGAUGUUACUUCGGUAGAAAAAAAGGUAAUCGCUCUGUUCUCUCCUGAGGCAAUGUUGCAAUUCGUUGGCCAUCUUUCUUCAUGAAGUGUUCAGAUCAACUCAUGUGAUAGUUUCAAGAAACGUACUAGUGUCAUUUUUUGUUAGUGAGCCACCUUUCCUGUAUUUUUAUUUUUUACUUCAAACAUUUGGUGUAAAACUGUUAGUUUUUGUGACUGAGAUCCUCUGAAAAACAACAUAAAACAACUUAAAGAGGAAAACAUGUUUAAUUGAUGUGAGCCAUCACUCUGUCUACAAAAAGCCUGUGAGUCAACCUGAGCUGGCCUGUUUCGUUCCUGUUGUCUGUUCCACUGUUCUGGAUGUGAAUAAGAACUGUCCGCUAGCGAUAGAAUGUCACAUUUAGUUUGUAACCGUAUGCGUUCCCUUCCGUCACAAAUCAUCUUUUUUUAAAUAAAGUUCUUUUCCAUCCUGUA